This is a messenger RNA of Cimex lectularius (bed bug), 3492 nucleotides long. It is a transcript of the gene Zn72D, whose product is annotated as zinc finger RNA-binding protein. Gene Ontology annotation, cellular component: precatalytic spliceosome. The coding region runs from base 62 to 2956 and encodes 964 amino acids. The transcript has 19 exons. Gene Ontology annotation, molecular function: zinc ion binding; single-stranded RNA binding; double-stranded RNA binding. The record is from RefSeq and is a predicted model, not a curated record. NCBI's taxonomy places the organism in Eukaryota, Metazoa, Arthropoda, Insecta, Hemiptera, Cimicidae.
AAUUAAGUUUACCAGAGUUGAUAGAUGCGGCGUCCAUUUUGGUUAUUCCUACAUUUAUAGAAUGGCAGCGAAUAAUUAUUUUGGUUUUACACAUGGUGGUACACAAUACGCGGCGACUGGAACUCCCGCUUAUCAAGCGCCGCAGACAGGCUAUGCGGUAGCUCAGACGGCAGCCGCCGCCGCCGCUGCCACUUACAAUACGCAAAGGGCGGCCACUGGCUACGAUACUUACCAGCCGGCACCGCACACGGCACCCGGUACUUACGCAGUUGCUGGGACUGCGGCGCCUGCAACUUACGACUAUAGUUACGCACGUACAGCACCAGCUGCUUACGACUCGACAAAAACAUAUUAUCAGCAGACUGCCCCAGCUACCCAAGCUUAUUCAACAGCUGAAUAUCCUGGCUGGCAAGCUACACCACAGCAAACUGGUAAAACAGCGUACAGUGCUACCUACACAACACCCAGCAUCCGUCCAGCUGCACAGCCCCACAAAGCGGCCCAGUAUAAUACUGGAUACGCAGCUGCACCUCAACAGCCUGCACAAGGAACGAAUUACGCUUACACUACUCCCGUUCAAACACAACAGACUGCUAAGGCAGCUGGUGUUGCAACAUAUAACGGAAGCACGACAGUGAGUUACGGAAACGGUGCAACAACAACAAAUUACAGUUCUGCCUACACUGCUCAGAACCCAACUACAGUGCAGACUACUGCUGCGCCUAAAGCAAAAACAGCUGUAUACAGUGCUGGGAUGUAUGUAAACCAAGGUAAACAGACGAAUUCCUGGCAAGGGUACAAAAAGCAAUCUGGUGUUAAACAAAUGAGAGCAAAGGCGCAACCAAAACCCCAACAGCUCCAUUAUUGCGAAGUAUGCAAAAUCAGCUGUGCUGGACCACAAACAUACAGGGAACAUUUGGAAGGGCAAAGGCACAAGAAAAAAGAGGCUCUUCAAAAAGAGGGUACAACACCACAAGUUGGUGGCAGGGGUGCGAACAACCUUCGGUGCGAGCUUUGUGAUGUUGUUUGUACAGGGUCAGAUGCGUAUGCUGCUCAUCUACGUGGUGCCAAGCAUCAAAAAGUUGUUAAACUUCAUACAAGAUUGGGUAAACCUAUUCCAGAGGUUGACAUGAAAACUGCUAAAGCAGCAGCUGUUGCUUCCUUAUCGAAUGUUGCCUCAAAUUCUCCAACACCUCCAAAAAUUAAUUUUGUACAGAUUGGAACUUUAGGGACUGUAAUCAAAGCAGAGAACAAAGAGGAGCUAAAAGAGGAACCUGGGGAUGUAGAAAUGGUUCAAGACAAUGAAGUUACCCCAGUAGGCCAAGAAUACAUAGAGGAAAUAACUAAUGAAGAUGGAAAACUACUAAGUUUUAACUGCAAAUUAUGUGAAUGUAAAUUUAAUGAUCCAAAUGCCAAAGAUAUGCAUAUGAAGGGUAGGAGACAUAGACUCCAGUUUAAGAAAAAAGUAAACCCAGACCUAGUUGUCGACGUCAAACCCUCAGGAAGGAGGGGAAGAAUCCAAGAAGAUAAACGAAGAAGGGAUGACUUCUUGAGAAGGAGAGAAGAAGAUAGCUUUUGGACAGAUGAUCGACUGUUCUGGGAAGAGAGACGAAGAUAUGAGGAGGAAUUUGAAUAUAUGGAAUGGAUGAGAAGGCGGGGACCCGUACCCUCUCCUUUCUUACAACCUCCGCCUUUUGGACUGCGUCGCCCUGAUACAUUGGAUGAUCGCCACAUAAUCGCAAAACACCAAGUGAUCUAUCCAAAAGAGAGUAAGCUUCAAGCUGUUCAUAAAAUUGUUUCACAUUGUGAAAAAGCUUUGAAGCUCGUAUCUGAUCAGAUAUCAGAGCAAAUUAAAGGUACUGAGGCUAAGGAUGUGGUUAGUGAUGUUGCUAAGAAAGAACCUGGUGUGGCGAUUAAAAAGGAACCUGUACCUGCUGCCCAGAAGAAAGAGGGAUCUGAAACAUCCACCCAUGAAAUUAAACAUGAAGGGAAACCAAGCUCUGUAAUUGAUGAUAAAGAUAACCUGAGGAUAAUUAAAGGAGUGAUGAGGGUUGGAAUUUUAUCAAAAGGUCUUAUGCUUGCUGAUGAAAAUGCUGUUGAUCUAGUUGUUCUCUGCGGUGAAAUUCCUACCAAACAGCUUUUAACUGAAGUAUACAAUGUCCUCAGUGCCCAACUUAAGGUUGUUGCUCCAGAAGAAAAUUAUACAAUUAGUUUGGAAAUGGCAGAUGCUUCAAUAACAGUCGGGACGACUACAGACCUGAACAUCACCGUCACAAUAACAUUAACAUCUCCGAUUCUAAGGGAAAUGCUUAUGCAAGCAGCUGACGGCGAAGGAGGAAGAGUCACAUUGGCGAACUUGGAGACACUAGACCAAGCCAAGUGCCUUGAAGCUUUGGCCCAGCUACGUCGUGCUAAAUGGUUCCAGGCUAGACCAGCUAACAAUCACAGCAGUGUUCUUGUUAUACGCAUCCUACGAGAUUUAUGUCACAGAAAUCCAACGUGGGCACCACUCAGCCAAUGGGGAAUUGAGCUAUUGGUAGAUAAGGUAGUUGGCUGUGCUGCCCUUUCUGUAGCUGAGGCUUUGAGGAAAGUCUUGGAAGCAAUUGCGGGAGGAGUUUUAUUACCCGGCUCUUGCGGAAUUUCUGAUCCUUGUGAAAGGGAACCGACAGACGCCACAUCUCACCUAACAAUUCAACAAAGGGCCGACAUCACAGCCUCAGCCCAGCAUGCCUUGAGACUUAUGGCUUUCCGUCAGAUCCAUAAAGUUCUUGGUAUGGCCGCAAUUCCCCCUCCCAAACACACUGGGGGCAAUCGUCAUGGUGGAGUUCAAAGAUUUAACAGGAAAAGACGUAGGGAUCACAGCGCUGGAGAAACCAACGACUCUGAAGCGGGUGAUGGUAAAAAAGACAAAAAAGAUGGAGAAAGUGAUGUCUCAAUGGAAACUGUAGCAAAGUAAAUGAGAAAAAUUGAUGCUAAGAUCCUUCUUCCCAGAAAGUCACCCUUGAGAGGCAUCAUUUCAUAAAUUUCCUUUCAUGAAGUAUGAUUUUUACAUCCUUAGCACAUGUUUAGCAUUUAUAGUUUUGUUUUGAGAUGACUGGCAAAUGGAUAAUAGUCACCGUCUGUGUUGUCAGGACGUUUGACAAAGUUGACCCUAAGUUGUAAAGCUUAACAAAAAUAGUUUUUUAUGUAAUAUCAUGUAUAUUGUUUUGAUUGGAUAUACCAAGAUUAAUAUCCAUAAAAAAAUAUAUAUUAAAAAGUGGAACGUUAUUCCUUUCAUUGUGUAGUUUUCUAAAAACUUUGUCUCGUAUCGAAUAAAAAGAUAAUACAUAAUUAAGCUGGUUGUAUAGCACUCCUAUUAUGUAUAUUACUCUAUUUAAAUGGAUCUAGUAUGGUUUUUGUGCAAAUAUGUGAAGAUGUUUUUUCUCUUACCAAGUACAAUAUUUGUUUUCGUCUUUUUAUUUUCUUCUCAGCAAGAAUUAUUUGUUAAAAGAU